Acipenser ruthenus (sterlet) is the source of this 1678-nucleotide messenger RNA. RefSeq names its product 3-hydroxybutyrate dehydrogenase, type 1 (gene bdh1). The transcript is spliced from 5 exons. Bases 68 to 1159 code for a protein of 363 amino acids. Gene Ontology annotation, molecular function: oxidoreductase activity. The record is from RefSeq and is a predicted model, not a curated record. NCBI's taxonomy places the organism in Eukaryota, Metazoa, Chordata, Actinopteri, Acipenseriformes, Acipenseridae.
UGUCUUGAGUCCUAACGCCAAUUGCAGCGGUGCCAAGCAGAGUCCUCGAGGUGCAGCAGCAUUUAAGAUGCCGAACGUUUCCCGUGUGAAGAUGGCACUCAUGGUGCUGUUUUCUUUGUCAUUAACUCUAGUUUUAGGGUUAUGGCUCCCCGACUCUUUGAAUCUCGUUGCAAGACUUUGUGGUUUUACAGAAACCACUGUAACUCACAGCAUAGUGCUGGUGUACUUAUUAUUUGUGCUGAUAUGUGUGGCAAUGCCCGAUUUGCCCAGGGGAUCCGUGAAGGUUGAAGGAAAGGCUGUGUUCAUUACAGGCUGUGAUAGCGGAUUUGGGUUUGCUUUGGCAAUGCACCUCCAUGCACUGGGGUUCACAGUGUUUGCAGGAUGCCUCCAGAAGGCAAAGGAAGGGACCGGGGUGCGCGAGCUGGAAAGCAUGAAAUCGGACAGGAUGAAGGUUGUGCAGCUGAACGUGUGCAGUGAGGAGGAGGUGGCUGAGGCUGUGAAGUGUGUGAGGAAACAUUUACAGGAAACUGAGACAAGUCUGUGGGCGUUGGUGAACAAUGCUGGAGUAUCAACAUUUGGAGAGGUGGAGUUUACAAGUCUAGAAACAUACAAGCAGGUCGCAGAUGUGAAUCUGUGGGGCACCAUCAGGGUGACGAAGGCUUUUCUUCCGCUUAUCCGCAGAGCCAAAGGCAGGGUGGUAAACAUCGCCAGCAUGUUUGGAAGAAUGAGCAACUCGUCUCGCUCCCCAUACUGUGUGUCCAAGUAUGGUGUGGAGGCCUUUUCAGACUGCCUGAGGUACGAAAUGCAUCGCUGGGGAGUUAAAGUCAGCAUCAUCGAGCCUGGAAACUUCAUUGCUGCCACUGGGAUCCUGACACGUGACAUUGUCAUGGAAACAGCGGACAAACUGUGGAAGGAGGCCCCCCAGAUUGUGCAAGAAGACUAUGGGAGAGCACACUUCGACCGCCACGUUUCAGUCUUGAAAUCCUAUUGCAACAGUGGGUUGAGAGACGUAGCAAUUGUUAUAAAGGACAUUACAGACGCAGUCAUGUCCUGCUACCCAUACACACGCUACAACCCGACAGAUGCCUAUUGGUGGAUCAGGUUACAGAUAAUGACCCAUCUUCCUGCUGCCAUCGCAGACAGGCUCUAUAUUUAUUAACUUGAGCGUGACCAGGUUACCAGUACUUUAUGUUAAUGAGAAAAAAACAAUCUCUCAAAAACAGGUCAAAGUAUGCACUAUAGCUACAGAACAUUGUGUUUGUGCUCUAGUAAUGUUCUGUAUUUGUAGUGUAAAGGUUAAGUGAUUCAAUCCGCACUAUUGAGAUUUUUACACACAUCUGUAGAAAUUCAAGGAUUUCCUGGAAAAAGACCUGAAGAGAAAUGAAUACACAUUUUCAGGGUUUAAUCUCAAGCCUGUUCUUUAGUCUAUACAAGUCUGAUCAUUGAGGGCUUUUUAAUGUAGAGACCUUGAACAUAGCUCUUGCACAGACUGAUCUGUUAAUCUGUUCUAUUGCUUAACAAUACUGUAUGAUUCAAACUUUUCUAAAUAAUUGUGUUGCUUUUUGUGAAAUGCUAUUGGUGGGGUCACCACUUAAAAGUGCAUUAUUAUUAUUACAACUCUGCCUUUUCCAUAAUCACUUUAUAGAAUUAAAACAUGUUCAUUAAAAUUAAUUGUCAA